This is a messenger RNA of Alligator sinensis (Chinese alligator), 2056 nucleotides long. RefSeq names its product torsin family 1 member B (gene TOR1B). NCBI's taxonomy places the organism in Eukaryota, Metazoa, Chordata, Crocodylia, Alligatoridae. The annotation marks the transcript as partial. The transcript is spliced from 6 exons. Gene Ontology annotation, molecular function: ATP hydrolysis activity; kinesin binding; ATP binding. Gene Ontology annotation, biological process: protein localization to nucleus; nuclear membrane organization. The record is from RefSeq and is a predicted model, not a curated record. Gene Ontology annotation, cellular component: endoplasmic reticulum; nuclear envelope; endoplasmic reticulum lumen.
GGGGGGGCAGGCUGGCCGCGGCGGCGGGAGCUGCUGGUGCUGUUGCUGGUGCUGCGGGGCGCGGCCGCGCUGGAGCCUGUCAGCCUGGGCAUCGCCAUCGGGGCUGCCUCAGCGCUCACGGGCUACCUCUCCUACCCCCGCUUCUACUGCGGCUUCGUGGAGUGCUGCCCCCGCGACGGGGACCGGCCCAACGCCACCGCCCUGAAGGAGGUUCUGGAUACGAAACUCUUCGGCCAACACCUUGCCAAAGAAGUGAUCCUGAAGGCAGUGGUCGGGUUCAAGAACAACGCCAAUCCCAAGAAGCCGCUUGCUCUCUCCCUGCACGGCUGGGCAGGCACGGGGAAGAACUACGUCAGCCAGAUUAUUGCCGAGAACAUCCACAAACAAGGACUGAAGAGCAAGUUUGUGCAUCUCUUUGUAUCCACGCUACACUUCCCGCAUGACCGGAACGUUACGCAGUAUAAGGACCAAUUACAUAAGUGGAUUCGAGGCAAUGUGAGUGCCUGUGCCAGCUCUGUUUUCAUAUUUGAUGAAAUGGAUAAAUUGCACCCUGGCCUCAUUGAUGCCAUCAAGCCUUUCUUAGACUACUAUGACCAGAUUGAUGGCGUGUCUUACCGGAAGGCCAUCUUCAUCUUCCUUAGCAAUGCAGGUGGUGACCUCAUUACCAAGGUGGCUUUAGACUUCUGGAGAAACGGAAAAGACAGGGAGCAGAUACUCCUGAAAGACCUGGAACAAAUAUUGUCUCUGGGAGUCUUCAAUAAUAAGAAUAGUGGCUUGUGGCACAGCAGCCUGAUCGACAAAAAUCUCAUUGAUUACUUUGUCCCGUUCCUGCCUUUGGAGUACAAACAUGUGAAGAUGUGCAUCAGGGCAGAAAUCCAGUCCCGCGGCAACGGAAUUGAUGAGGAAGUUGUUAAGAAAGUGGCUGAUGAGAUGACCUUCUUCCCGAAAGGAGAGAAAAUCUACUCCGAUAAAGGCUGUAAGACAGUGCAGGCCAAACUGGAUUUUUACUGAAACAUCAAACAAAGGGGACCAAUGAACUUGAUGCCCCUUUGCCUCUCCAAAGCACUUUUUAGAGGUUUUUUGCAAUUUUGUGUUUUUGCACUAAACACUUUUUAAUAAUUGGAGGCAUGUGGGAGGACUUCUAGAUGAUAACCAUGCAGAUCUCUUUUUAUUUAAAGAUGCAGUGCUCCUGCCUACACUGACAGAAUCAUGGGGGAAGAGAGGAUGGGACAUAUGGUCAAAGAGCAAUCUUCCCACACGGUGUUGUAUUUUUUUUUAAGUAGAUUUUUUUACGUUACCAUUAAUUUUCAAAGCAAGAGGCUGUAUGCUGUGAUCAGCUCGAAACGUCUUGUCUGCAGAGGCAAGGUGAAAUGGAAAGCUGAAGGUAAGAAGCUGGAAGAUUACCUUUCAGCUACUGGUAAGGGUGGCAUUUAAGUCCUUGUUAAGUUAGAUGUGAUAGUAAACUUCUUUCUUCUCCCCCACCACACACACAGACCAGUGCUGUGAGGCAAGAUGGAAGUACCUCUGUGUCAAUGGACAGGACAUACUUGCCAUUGGGAGAACUCUUUGAGAUGGGUAGCUUGGCUACAAUACAAUGGAGACUUAUGUGAGGGAGUGGAUUAUUAUAUAGCUGCUGAAUUAACUUCCUCCUCAUAUACUGGAUCUACACUUUUAAGAACAAGCAUGUACAAUAUCUUAAUGUCUCAGUACUGGCUGCCUUUGAUGCAAAAUAACCAGCCAAAGAGCUUAAAUGUCCAGGUUAACCUCUUGACACUGAAUUACGCUUUAUGCCAUUUGUUAUGAUAGGACACUGUUUAUUCUGAUGCAACCAGCUAAAACAAACCGUAGCUAUUAACCUUGGGACAUUGGACUGUUGUUUUUGAUGUGUAAUGUUUUGCCUGCAGCAGUAACUGUUCGUUAUUUGGCUGUUCCUGAAUAAUGUUCCAGAUGAAGCAGCUCCUGCAGAUGUCUUUGAAUGUAAAAGUACUUGCGCAAGUCUACAAAUGCCAGUGUCAUCAGAACAUCAUAGAUGCAAUAAAUCUUGUAUCCCUCUUUA